This is a messenger RNA of Penicillium robsamsonii, 294 nucleotides long. RefSeq lists its product as uncharacterized. Bases 1 to 294 code for a protein of 97 amino acids. The record is from RefSeq and is a predicted model, not a curated record. The transcript has 2 exons. NCBI's taxonomy places the organism in Eukaryota, Fungi, Ascomycota, Eurotiomycetes, Eurotiales, Aspergillaceae.
AUGUCUCAAGUACGUCAACAAGAAGUCAGGGACGAAGAGUCCGAAGAGCAGACACAACUCCAACGCCCUCCCAACCCUACAGGCAGCUGCAAUCUUGCGAAACUCGCACAAACGGCACCCGCGCCACAAGAAUGCCAGGGCAAGGUAGUCCCAGCGCCACUCCCUGGAGGAAGGAUUAGUCCCUUUUGUGAAUCAUGGGUCAAGGAUCGACGAGCGAACGUGAGCGAGGAGGACAGCAGCUUGAAUAUCAAGAUUGAGCUGGAUCUGGAAGUUGAGGUAGAGCUCUAUGCGUGA